This is a messenger RNA of Botrytis cinerea B05.10, 5168 nucleotides long. RefSeq lists its product as hypothetical. The transcript has 3 exons. Lineage: Eukaryota; Fungi; Ascomycota; Leotiomycetes; Helotiales; Sclerotiniaceae. The record is from RefSeq and is a predicted model, not a curated record. Bases 2420 to 4324 code for a protein of 634 amino acids.
GAGAGAAGAAGAGACAUACGACUCAAACGUCGAUGAAUAAAGUAGUCAGCCAAUGUUUCUCAUUGACUGUACCUAGGUAGAUACUAAAUUCUGACUGUUGGAUACGACCCAAAUCCUCUCCUUAGCGAAGAAGGCAACACUCCCCAUCUAUGACUCUGAUGUUGCUGUCGACAGAUUGAAAUUACAAGUAGGCUAUGGAUUGUGGCUCAUGUAGUGUUAAAGAGGGGACUUUCCACCAUCCCCUGGCGGUAUCUGUAACCAACAAUUGAACCUUCUGUACUCCACCCCGAGUCUCAAGUCAGUACAGGACUGAGUGCAGCGGGUGGUCCGCUGCGGGAGUGCCCAGGUCGCCAGACCAACAAAUGGUGUUCAUGAGUCUAAAGAGACUCAGCCUCUCUUUUCCCUCGUCACUGCCAACCAAACUAUGGACCGAAACGCCUUUACUUAGCCAGGGACUGGCGAAGGAAUGUUCAUGCAAGAAGACCGAUGCAACUGCUCUUGUAGGAUUUAUCCACCGUCCAAGUAGGAGACAUCUUCAACUGCAUGUGGUGUUGGCGGCAAUUAUGCUCACCUAAUUCGGGGUUCAAGCGCAGCGCUUUUGCACCCCUCGAUCCAAAAUUCCACAAUUUAGUCGGAGCAAGUAAUAAUCUUCUAUUUUGGACGUUUGUGUUUUGGAUUGGAGCUUGGAGCUUGGAGAUUGGAAGCACGCUGUCGAAGGACGGGUUGAAGGGCGGCUCACUAGACCUCAAAGUCGACCUCCCUCUCUAGCCAGGAAGUAGAGCCGCUGUCAGUGACCAACAGCCCCGUUUUGAAGCUUCCUAUAAUGAAUGAAACCAUCUCUCUAUGUGACUGACUAACUGACUGACUGACUGACUGACUGACUUAUUACCAAACCGUCUUUCUGUCCUUUGGUUAACUUCAUGACCUUUUCGUUCCCUGGCCUUUCUUCUUCUUCACUCAUCACCCUCCUCCGCCUCCCUGCUGCCACCUCGAAUCAUCGCACUGUAUCAGAAACCCCCAGGAACUUGGGCUCAAACAACCACCCUCCACCCAACGACCGUCCUCUCAAGGAACAACCUUACCGCCUUCACAUUAUACUUUCUCGCUGACCGGCCUCUUUUUUGUUUACAUCUAUUUGCGAUCUUGUUUUUGCAUACGAUCUCACGAAUAUCACGAGUUUACACGAAUUUCUCUCCCCCUUCUUUUUUCGACUUUCCGUCCUCGAAUCAUUGACCCUAGACGUGUGGCCAUCCAAUCCCUUCCAGCCCACCUCCCAUCUACUCCAAAUUCACACGUAUCACCCAGGCAAGCUUUCACUCAUUCACGGUGUGGAUAUCUGCACAAUUACAUCAGACGUGAAUGGGACCGAGGAAACACGACCGGGACCUUGAUAUCUCCAUUCCACUGUGUGAACAUUGAUCUCUGCAUUGAUUUACCCCGUCCCGCCCGGUCCAAGAAACUGCUGCCCUCCCAGCCAAUUACAUGCAAUAGCAAAUCUACCGGUGUUGGGAUAUUUCACAUCUUGUUGCGGGAAGAGAAGAAUUGAAGAGCAGAGACAGAGCAGAGACAGGGCAGAAAAGAGAGAACACCUCUCUCUGCGCGAGAAAAGAAGGGAACAGAAAAGAGGACAUUUCCGCCAUCUUCUCCAUUUUUCAACCUGUGAUCCAUUCGUUGCUGGAUUGCCCAGGUCAUUGAUUGGAAUUCUCAUUACGGAUUACAAUUUAUUCCAUGCGGAAUCCCCCACCAACAAUUUCAGCUUUCUGCCGCUUCUAGAUUCGCAAGAUCGAGCAAAGUCAAGGAAAAGAGGAAAAUCCCACUUCAGUCAUUUUUUCUGGUGGGCAGAGAUCUCUUUCCCGCGCACCUCCCCACCUUGAUUGAAGAAGUUGACGCUUGAGUCUUAUUUCUUAUUUAUUCACCGGUAAAACAUCACCAUCCACGCUGGGCACCGGGGCAAUCAACUGGGAUUGAUUUGCGAAACCCUACACACCACACACCCUGCGCACCUUACACACCUUGCACACCUCUUCAACUUUAUUCACGAGCCAAUUCCAGAUACCCAAAUCAGCCCAACCAACGCAAGCCCCUCCAGUCGCUCGUCAUCCCAUCUAUCCAUUUCCAUUACCUUCACUCAGUGCCAAUACCAACACCAAUAAUACCACCACCACUACCGCUACCACCGUUACUGCCCAUCAUACAAAACCCGUCCAUCUUCCAGCCUCGCCAUUUUUCUUCCUUGGAUUUUUCUCCCACUUGGCUUCUUCGGCUGCACAUCUGCUCUUUUGCGAGAUACCGAGCUGAUUCACAUUUCACACACGUUAUUGUAUUCCCGAACCCGUUCAAACACCACCCCAUUUCAAAUACAAACAACCCCUCUGAAUAAGUAUAUCGACCGUGCAAUCGUCGAUACAAUCAAGCAAACAUGUCUAGACAUGGCGCCCCGUCUCGAGUGACGGAAUUUGAUGAGCGUGAUACUUACUAUCGAGGGACCGCUCCCCCACCCGCUCAAGUUCGAGUCAGAGAGCGUGAUCAUGAAGAGACUAUUGACUUCAGCACCAGAAGAGGUCCAGAUAGACCCCGAGAGAGAAGACGUUCAUUGGAUUUCUUACGAGAUGAUUACACGCGAUCAGAACCAGGUCAAAUGGUCAUAAGAGAACGCGAAAGAGACACAUUUAAUGACGGCCCGCUUGUGCGACGAGCAAGAUCUCCUUCCCCUCCACGAUUUCGUGAGAGAAUCGUACGAAGUGAGGUGGGAGUCCGAGAGCCUUCUCCACCAGCGGAGAGAAUCCGAACACGAAUUGUUGAGAGAGAAAAGGAAACCCCAAGAUCUCCAUCACCCCCACCACAACUUCGCGCACGAGUUAUAGAGACAAGGCAGAGGUUUAGAGAACGUUCACCAUCUCCUCCAGCACCUUCUCCAGUUCGCGUUCGCGAGAGAAUUAUCGAGCGUGAAAGAGAGAGAGAGAGAACCCCUUCCCCACCACCACAAGUUGAGAGAAUUCACACCCGAAUUGUUGAAAGAGAGAGAGAAAGAGAACCUUCUCCAUCACCAUCUCCCCCACCAACUCCGCCACCAGAGAUUAUUCGAGCACCACCCAUUCACCGAGAAAUUAUUACACAUCAUCGUCAUAUCGAUCAUGGUUUCGAAAGAGCUCCGGCUCCAAGCCCACCCCCACCUCCUCGUCGUGCUCACACCCCCGCACCACCAAAAACCGAAAAGACUGAAAUCGAAAUCUAUCGUUCUGGCAACAAUACUGAAGUUGAUAUCACAAAAACAAAAACCGGUGGUCGCGAAAAGGCUAAAUCACCUCCUCCACGCAGAGAAUAUUAUGAUGAUUCCAUCUUAUAUGAGCAAGAGCGUGAUAAGCUACGUGUUAGAGAUACUCGUAUAGAUCUCAGCAGAAGAAGAAGUUUGAGUGCUCGUCCUGAUAAGGAGAGAGUGAAUCUCGAUAUCCGGGAUGAAGACGAAGCUGAUUAUUAUGCCCGCAAGGUUCAAGAAAGAGCCGUGAUUGGUGAAGCAUUUAACGGCGCCACAAAAGAUUGGUCAAUCGUUGAUGUUCCUCCUGGAACUGAGAGAAUCCAACUAGAUGGUGUUGGGGGAGGAAGUCAAGAAAUCACUUGGCAGAGAUACAAUGGUGUACGACGAAGCAAGUUCAAUCCUGAGCGUGAGCGCAAGAGAGAAGAACCUGAACGUGUCGAGAAGAGAAUUGAGAUCCGCGAACGUGAGCGAGAAGGUCCUAAUCGUACUAGUGAACAUAUCGAGAUUCGUGAGCGUCAAAGUGCUGCACCUUCUCCACGCGAAUCUUCAACUACUAUUGACAUCGACAUCUCCAACUCUAGCAGUCGUAAACCACGGAGCCAUGCCAGUGGACCAACAUACGAGAGAGAAAGAGAAUACGAACGUAUUGAGGAAAGCUCUGAUCGUCAAGUUGGCUUCCCAUUACCUCGUGGUCCACCAAAGAAUAGAAUGGGUGAUCUAUGGACUGAAAUCACCAAGGACUUGGUAGCUAAGGAAGCUAUCGAGGAGCUUGGUUAUGAUUAUGAAGAGACGGAAUUCUUCUAUUACAUUCUUCAAUAUCUCAGAUACCAAGAUGUCGAAGAACUCGUUGCCCUCUCCGAAACUGUCCGCCGCGAACGACAAGAUCGCAUCCGUGAAAUCGAACGUGAACGCGUUCGCAUUGAACGUCGUGAAAAAGAACGCGAUGAUUGGGAGCGAGCAGAGCGAAGAAGAGAACGAGAUAGCGGCUACGAUGAUGAGCGAAUCAUCGAGAGAGAAAUCAUCUGGGAUGAUCAUAGAAGACGCGAGAGACCUAGCAGACGUUGGUAAUUCUUUUCCUAUUGCUAGGAUCGGGUUAUCAAUGUGAGCCGGUCGAUUGAAAGAACCGAAAUUGCACAGAGGAAUUGCAGACGAACACGAGAAGAGAAAGAGGAAAGAAAACACUCCAACUCUCUACGAAUUUGAUGAAAUGAACCGACGAAACGAACGACAGAUGAAACAAAAUACGACGUUACGGCUGCUACAUAAUGACAUUUGCGCUUGUACUUGCUUGCACCUAGCAUCAACUCCCUCCUCACAUAGCGCAGUUGCAUUUCUUCAUUCCUUUCUGUUUGGGUUUUAAUUUAAAUUUCUUUUCGAUUGAUCGAUUCGGUCUCUCUUUGCGGGAUGGGUGGGAAGUGUCUUCUAUCUAUUCCUAGGUCAUUCUUGUUAUCUUACCUACAUACACACCUUAUAUUCAUCACCUUUUCUUCGCCGAGAAGGAAGCUCCUACGUGUUUAUUGGCAUGGGUAUGAAUAAAUGGAUGGAUGUACAAGAUUUGCUCGCUGGAGGAAUGGAAAGAAAGAAUGGAUGGACGGACGGAUGGAUGGGAUGGAUAGGCUUAGUUUAUUUCUUGUGUUUUACUUUUCAUUUUUCUCCUCUUUGGUUGCGUGUGUUUUUCAAUGGAUUGUAUUUUGAUUGCUCUUUUUUAUUUACUUAUGUGUGUUGGGGAUUGAGGGAUGGGGGGAGGAGAGGUCGAUUUGAAAUGAGAGAGGGAGAUGGGUGGCAGGCAGGCAGGCAUAUCUUUAACGAAUGAUUAUGAAAAUGAAAAUAUGAUUGAUACACUUUCAUGCGUUUGAAUUUUUUCAUUUUUUCCCCCCAUUAGAUAGGGCUCGAUUGGAUGAGAUAAUAUGAC